Messenger RNA from Fundulus heteroclitus (mummichog), 994 nucleotides. RefSeq lists its product as uncharacterized. The transcript has 5 exons. The coding region runs from base 152 to 697 and encodes 181 amino acids. The record is from RefSeq and is a predicted model, not a curated record. Lineage: Eukaryota; Metazoa; Chordata; Actinopteri; Cyprinodontiformes; Fundulidae.
GGACUGAGCCUGCAGGUCACAUGACCCUCCACCAUGUGACCAGCUCUGAUGAAGGCCUCUACAGGUGUAACAUCAGCGAUCAUGGAGAGUCUCCAUCCAGCAGGAUCUCUGUCUCAGGUCAGCAGCUUCUCUGUCUGCUUCAACCUUCAUCAUGAGACCAGAACUAAACAUUUACCUUUGGAUCAUUUCAGGGAGAAACACCACCCCUCCUCCAUCCGCCUCUCCUCCUCCUUCAUCCACCUGUCCUCCCGGUUCUCUGUCUCCUCUGGAUCCUUCUUCUCCUCCUCUUGUCUGUAUUCCUCGUUCCCUUCUCAUCUGUCUUGUCUGCAUCUUUGUUCUUCUUCUGCUGCUCGUUCUGCUUCUGCUGUUGAGAUGUUACCUCCAGAGGAAACAUGAAGAUGAAGUUGUUGAGGAUGAGGAUGGAGAUGAAGACCUCCCAUAUAGUGAAAUUGUACACACACGACUACAACCAAUCGGAUGCAGCAAAGACAGCGACCGAGCUUCACUUUACUCUGAAGUGAGGAUAGAGGUCAUGAGAGAUGAACAGACAAACCUCACAGAGUCUGAAGACCAGAUGCAGCUCAGAGAUGAUUCAUGUGCGGUUUACGCAGCUGUGAGAAAAGAAAAGAUCCCAAACAGACCCAACAGAACCAGAGAGCUUCAUCCGGAGCCAAAGAUCCGCUCUCCUCGACUCUAGUCCCAUCGUCCAUCCUGUGAAGUCCAGCUCACAGUCCCUAACUGGUCCCUGAUCUGCCUCAGACCACACCUCAGCAGGAUUUAAUAUUUAUUGUUAUUUUUUAUGAAAAAAAAAACAGCUGAGAAAAUGUACAAAAAAACAAGAAUCUGACUCUGUCAUUGAAUGAAAACUGUUUCAUCACAUUAUGAGAAAAACGGCAACAUUUAAUAAAAGCUAGCAGUUGUUUUGUAAUGAACUGAAAAUUUGUAAUAUAAAGUGUAUUCUUUGAGCAGAAACAAUAAAUGCUGAUUGCCUUUG